This is a messenger RNA of Malaya genurostris, 849 nucleotides long. RefSeq lists its product as uncharacterized. The record is from RefSeq and is a predicted model, not a curated record. Gene Ontology annotation, molecular function: N-acetyltransferase activity. Lineage: Eukaryota; Metazoa; Arthropoda; Insecta; Diptera; Culicidae. Bases 99 to 809 code for a protein of 236 amino acids. The transcript is spliced from 3 exons.
AUUUUUUAUCAAAAUAAUGACAGCACAGUAACGAUACCGAGAAUCGAAUAUAAAAGAAAACUACUAGAGAUGGCAGGAUCAGUCAGUCCGGAUUCAAAAUGGUUUGGACAAGACCACCGCAAUCACCGGUUCCAACAGUUUGGCAUACGUUCAAGGCCAAGGAUUCCGAUUGUGAUCGGACGGUGGUCUACCGUGUUCAGGACCUGACAGAAGAUCGGUAUGAUGAUAUGAUCCAGCAUUUUUUGGACCAUUUCAUAGAAGAAGAACCGAUUUCGGUAAGCAAGGGAAUUUCAAAAGAUGAAUCUGCUCGUGAUGAAAUGAUUAAACUGUGGAGAGCGGCUCUUAAGGAACAGAUGACACUCGUUUGUUACAAGGAAGGGUCGGAUGAAAUUAUUGGAGCGAAUAUUGUUGUUGUGAGAGAUUCCGAGGAAGCUUAUGAUGAUGACGCUAUAUUAAGUGGUGACCAGGGAGAUUUACGUGCUAUCAUUAACCACGUGCUGAGUCAGUUCGAUCCUCUCAAACAUUACGGCGUAGAUCAACGGCUGAUCGCGUACGGUCUCACCGUUAACAAACGUUACCGAGGACGUGGAGUUGCCACCGAAAUUCUUAAGGCUAGAGUUCCGAUGUGCAAGGCGUUCGGGAUUAAACUAGCAUCACAUCCAUUCUCAGCUCCCGGAUCUCAGGGGGCAGCACGGAAGGCAGGAUACCGGACCGACUAUGAGAUAACAUAUGACGAGCUUGCCUCGAUGGGACCAAAAUACACACUGCCCGGGAUACAAUCGAAGAGUUUGAAAGUGAUGAGUUAUUAAAUUGAAUAAUGCGAUGAAUUUAUGUUAAGUUAUACAUAUA